Molecule: messenger RNA, 915 nt
Organism: Paramacrobiotus metropolitanus
Lineage: Eukaryota; Metazoa; Tardigrada; Eutardigrada; Parachela; Macrobiotidae
Exons: 1
Coding region: 1-915 (304 amino acids)
Source: RefSeq, a predicted model, not a curated record
AUGUCACGACACCGUCUCCUCCAGCGAUACCUCCGACCCGGCUUGUCCGCCGCUGUCAUCGUCCUCCUCCUUUAUUUUAUCCUCCGCGAUGACGCCUCCCGCUUCGCUUCCCCCGAUCAGAGCGCGCUGCUUACCCGCAACCGCACCUACCCUCGAUCGCCCAUCACGGUCGUCACCGCGUACUACUACCUCCCAUCCCGUCACGCCUACAGCGAAUACCUUGCGUGGAUGGACAACUUUCUCAACCACAUCCCCUGCCACCUCUACAUUUUCACGCACCACACCAUGCUCGACAUCAUCGUCAGCAAACGCCGAUCCUUCCUCCGCGAUCGCACCCGUUUCAUCGUGCGGGAAUUGGAAGAGUUAGAAGAGUACAGCAACAUGACAGUGUAUCAGAAAUUGCGCGAUAACGAAAACCGCGACACAGCUCAUUCCGCGGAGAACUACGUCAUCUGGAAUCAGAAGUGGCGAUUUGUUCUCGAAGCCAUGGAGGAGAACGUCUUCCAGUCCGAAUAUUUUCUCUGGGUGGAUAUCGGAUCGUUUCGUGAUCGCAGUCUGCUGUAUCCGCAGCGCUCGUUCCCCAGCAUUGAUUCGGUGCAGUCACUAGCGCCGAAAGACAAGCUGACGCUGCUAUUGGUUUAUCCGUUUGUCGCCAAUGCUUCUGAUUGGUGGGAGGAUAUCACGGCUGAUCAUGUGGGGGCGGGGAUUGCUGGAGGAUAUCCGCAUGCGUGGCGGCAGUGGAUCGAAAAGUAUUAUGAGACGCAGAGAGUUUUGUUGACGAGAGGGGUCAAUGCGGGGAAGGAGCAGAACGUGAUGAACGCCGUUGCGCGGCGGUAUCCCGAGACGGUGCAUCUGGUCACGCCGCAGCCGUAUUUCGGUGACCGGUGGUUCUAUCUACAGUACUAUUUUGCUUGA